UCUCCGCCACCAUGCCCGAGUCUCGUUCAAAGCACCCCCUCGUCUGGAUCGACUGCGAAAUGACAGGCCUCGACCUCUCAAGAGACACAGUCAUGUCCCUCUGCUGCUUCAUCACCGACGCCCAACUAAACAUCCUCGACGACCAAGGCUACGAAGCAGUCAUUCAUCACUCCAAAGAACAACUCGACGCAAUGGGCGAAUGGUGCACAAAUCAACACGGCAAAACCGGUCUCACAGCACAAUGUCUUGAAUCCGAAAAGACUGCAGAAACAGUGGCUACAGAGCUACUCGAGUAUAUUCAGAAAUACUGUCCGGAGAGGAAGAAGGCCCUGCUGGCUGGAAAUACUGUGCAUGCCGAUAGAGCUUUUUUGGUUCAGCAACCGUAUACACCGGUCAUGAAGUGGUUGCAUCAUCGUAUCUUGGAUGUGUCUGCUAUCAAGGAAGCCGCCAAGAGAUGGGCUCCUGUAGAGGUCAUCAAGAAGAGUCCAGGAAAGGCUGGCAAGCAUGAAGCUAGAGCUGAUAUUCUUGAAAGUAUCGCCGAAGCAAGAUACUACCAAAAGGCCUUUUUCCAGAACGGCACUGUGCCAAAGGAAGAGCCCGAGGCUGAGGCCGACACUGCCGAGGUCGAUGGUGAUGCUCAUGGCUCAAUCAUUGGUGACAAGGAUGUCAAGCCUCGCGAGAUCACACAAGAAGUUGGUGCUGGAAAGUCCCAAACUACAGUACAGAGUCUUGAAGCAGAGGGUUUCGGUGCCACAUCUGGACAGCAAGAUCUUGACAGAAAUGGAGGUAACCGCGAUUUGGCCUCGUAG
Aureobasidium pullulans EXF-150 is the source of this 809-nucleotide messenger RNA. RefSeq names its product ribonuclease H-like protein. The transcript has a single exon. Gene Ontology annotation, molecular function: 3'-5'-RNA exonuclease activity; nucleic acid binding. Gene Ontology annotation, cellular component: mitochondrion. The record is from RefSeq and is a predicted model, not a curated record. Bases 12 to 809 code for a protein of 265 amino acids. NCBI's taxonomy places the organism in Eukaryota, Fungi, Ascomycota, Dothideomycetes, Dothideales, Saccotheciaceae.